Molecule: messenger RNA, 3197 nt
Organism: Triplophysa rosa
Lineage: Eukaryota; Metazoa; Chordata; Actinopteri; Cypriniformes; Nemacheilidae
Gene: man2c1
Product: mannosidase, alpha, class 2C, member 1
Exons: 26
Coding region: 93-3179 (1028 amino acids)
Biological process (GO): mannose metabolic process; oligosaccharide catabolic process
Molecular function (GO): alpha-mannosidase activity; carbohydrate binding
Source: RefSeq, a predicted model, not a curated record
UGUGCUUCCGGGUUCAAGUGCACUACAUCGUUCACUGUCUAUCAAUGAUCUGAUUCAGUUCAUAAUCUCGUAUUUAAAUACAGUUUUCAAUCAUGUACCAUCAACCAGUACUGAAGAACAGGCGAACUCUACUGGAGCGAGCGGAUAAAUUUAUCUCGGAUGUAUAUUUCACAGACUGCAAUCUCAGAGGAAGGUUGUUUGGAGAGACUCAUCCAGUCCAGUCCAUAUCUGUGUUUAAAUGUCAGAAGCGCAUCUCAUACUCGGAGGCAAUUCAGCAAAACUUUGAACCCUGUAAAGUUGGUGACGCAUUCGGACCCACGUGGUGGACAUGCUGGUUCAAAGUGACCCUGAAGAUCCCUGAUGUGUGGAGAGGGAGAGAGGUACAUUUGAGAUGGGAGAGCGACGGAGAGGGAAUGGUGUGGCGGGAUCAACGUCCGGUUCAGGGGUUGACCAAAGAAGGCGAGAAGACUAGUUAUGUUCUGACUAAGUGCUUGAAGGACAAUGAACCUCAUAGCAUUGAUCUCUAUGUUGAACUGGCAUGUAAUGGACUCUUUGGAGCUGGGCAAGGCUCCAUGAUAGCAGCCCCAGACCCAAACAGGAAGUUCACCCUCCAGAAGGCGGAGCUUGUCGUUUUCAAUCGGGAUGUGAGGGAGCUUCUCACUGACUUUGAGAUGCUUGUGGAUAUCGUCAAGUUGCUAGGGGAAGGAGAACAGCGUGGAUACCAGGCCCUGUUCACAGCCAAUGAGAUGGUGAAUCUGUGUGACCCAGCCGAUCCCAGUUCAUUUGCUUCUGCUCGGAGUCUAGCUCAGAAUUUUUUUUCUCAGAAAAAUGGUGAAAGCCAACACGUGGUGCAUGCCAUGGGUCACUGUCAUAUUGACACCGCGUGGCUGUGGCCGUAUGAAGAGACUAUCAGAAAAUGUGCUCGCAGCUGGGUCACUGUCAUCAGACUGAUGGAGAAGAACCCGGAGUUUGUCUUCACAUGCUCACAGGCACAACAGUUUGAAUGGGUGAAAAGCUGGUACCCCGAUCUGUUCUCGGAGAUCAAGCACUUUGUUCAGAAAGGCAGAUUUAUUCCAGUUGGAGGUACAUGGGUAGAGAUGGAUGGAAAUUUGCCAUCUGGGGAAUCAAUGGUCAGACAGUUUCUACAUGGCCAGAAUUUCUUUAAGGAAGAAUUCGGACAAUAUUGCAAAGAGUUCUGGUUGCCAGACACAUUCGGUUACUCCGCUCAGCUCCCUCAGAUCAUGAAAGGCUGUGGAAUCACGCGAUUUCUCACUCAGAAGCUGAGCUGGAACCUUGUUAACACAUUUCCGCACAGCACAUUCUUUUGGGAGGGCAUUGACGGCGCGCAAGUCCUCACUCACUUUCCUCCUGGUAACUCUUAUGAGAUGAAGGGCAAAGUGGAAGAUCUGAUCAACACCGUGAAGAACAACAAAGAUAAGGGCCGAGCCAAUCACAGCGCGGUACUGUUUGGUUUUGGAGACGGGGGCGGCGGCCCCACACAGCUGAUGAUUGACCGUCUGGAACGUGUGCGGGAUACAGACGGCCUCCCAAAGGUUCAGGUGUCCAGUCCUGAUCUCCUGUUCUCUCAGCUGGAGUCAGACUCGGCCCUCUUGUGUACGUGGGUUGGCGAGCUCUUCCUCGAACUGCACAAUGGCACAUAUACCACCCAAGCAAAGAUAAAGUUAGGAAAUCGGCAGUGCGAAGCACUUCUUCAUGAUAUAGAGGUGGCCAGCUGUCUGGCUUUGUGCAGGAGGGAGAACUUCACAUACCCCGCAUGCAAACUUCAAGAACUGUGGAGAUUGCUUCUACUCAACCAGUUUCAUGAUGUUAUUCCUGGAAGCUGUAUUGAGAUGGUUGUUGAGGAUGCAUUGACGUACUAUGACGAGAUACGCACCACAGGGUUCAAACUUCUUCUCGCCGCGUGUGAGUCACUGCGCUCUGAUCCCGCUCACACAACAUCGUCCAACAUGGCUGUGCUUAACACUUUGCCUUGGGAGAGAACCGAGGUCGUGUCACUACCAGGGGAGGAACUCAAAACAAGAUUAGCUUUGGUGCGAGUUCCAAGCGUGGGGGUGUCUCCAGUAACAGACACAGCCGAGUCUGUCCCUCCUGUUUCUGUCACAACAAUGGACGAUGGGAGCAUUCAGAUGGAGAAUGGCCUUUUGAAGGCGGUGAUAGACAGAGCGGGUCGAUUGAUAUCUGUGCUUUUAGCGCAGACAAACAGGGAAGCCAUAUCAGAAGGUUGCUUCGCGAAUCAGUUCACUUUGUUUGAUGAUGUACCUCUGUACUGGGAUGCUUGGGAUGUGAUGGACUAUCACCUUCAGACAAGGAAGCCUGUAAUUGACAUCAUCGAACCUGCCAAAGUGGUGAGCUCAGGAGGAAUCCGAGGAAGCGUUACCUUCUCACUGAGAAUCAGUAACAAGAGCACGAUUACACAAGAGAUCAUCCUGGAUGCUUGCUGUCCCUAUAUCAAAUUUAACACACAGGUGGACUGGGAAGAAGCACACAAGUUUUUAAAAGUGGAGUUCCCCGUGCAGGUGCGCAACCCCAGCGCUACCUAUGAGAUCCAGUUUGGACACCUGCAGAGGCCUACGCAUAGAAACACCUCAUGGGAUUGGGCUCGCUUUGAGGUGUGGGCACACAAAUGGGCGGAUCUGUCUGAGUACGGGUUUGGCGUGGCUCUUCUCAACAACUGUAAAUAUGGUUACUCCAUCCAUCAAAACAUCAUGACCAUGUCCUUGCUUCGUGCCCCAAAAUCCCCAGAUGCCAACGCAGACAUGGGCUGUCAUCAGUUCACCUAUGCGUUAAUGCCACACACAGGCACCUUCCAGGAAUCUUCAGUUAUACAGUCUGCUUAUAACCUCAACUUCCCACUCCGCCCAUAUAAUGCUGUCAUUUCUGAAUCCUGGAGCGCGUUCUCUGUAACCUCGCCUGCGGUCAUCCUGGAGACCAUCAAACAGGCGGAAGGAAAGAAGAAUGCCCUUCUUGUACGCCUGUACGAGUCUCACGGAAGCUCUGUGACGGCCAUUCUGUCCACUUCCCUGCCCGUGAAAGAGGCCUGGCAUUGUGAUCUCCUGGAGCGACCUGAUCCCAGUAUUCCCGUCUCAAAGACGGCCUCUGGAAUAUCCUUAACGUUCAAACCCUUCCAGAUCAGAUCUCUUCUCUUAAUUUUACAGUGAGCAAUAAAAAAUUCUACA